GCAGAGUCGUCAUCAGAUAUGUUGAAGGGACUAAGGUUCUCACAAAUAUCUGAAAACGUCUCUAUUAGCAAGAUGUUACUUAAAAGUUAAAGUGCAUGUAGGUAUUAUAUAACAUAUUUUGCUUUUUAUUAAAAUACGUCCAGUCAUGCAUCUAUCUAUCAUAUGUGUGUUAAGACGAAAGUGGAGGACCCGCUCGAAAUCGCCGCUUCAUACAAACGUACCUUAAUUUCUUCUCUGGAUACGAGUUUUGAAAAUAUUAUGACACAAUUUGUUGUAUAUUGACCACAGCUAUGUCCCUACGUUUGAUUUUUUUCGUAUUUUUAAUUAUUAUAAGAGUUGGAGCUUUUGAAAACUUGUAUUCAUGAGAACUGUUUUUCGCUCCUAAUUUUAACAAAAGGUACUUAAUAAAAAAAUCUAGAUUGCAAACUUAGGGGCAAUAAUAUCUUAAAUCGAAUUAUGUAAAUAAUUCAUAAUGUCAAUAUCCAGAGAGAAAAAAGGGGGCUAUGUAUGGAGAAGCGGCCCUCCCCUUUCCUCUUAAGGGAUGGGUAAGUAUCCGGUCUCUAUUAUUUAGGUCUCGUUAAGAAUUUUGUUUACACCGCACCCCCUUAUUGUACAUUGUAGGUAUGUAUUAAGCAAGUAUUAUUACCAAACAAUGUACUCAUGGUCUUAACAUACACAAGUAACACCGGUUGUUACCUUAAGGUAAGAUAAAUGACAGCAUUUUGUCGUCAUUGACAAUUUGAUGAUAAUAUCGUUAAUAGUUAAUAAUUUCUCUAAGCAGGUAGCUAUUUGUAUUAUUACAUACUUCAAAGAAAUAAAAUUAACCCUCAGUCCGGUCCAUUAACCCCGUACGUGGUACGUAGAAUUAAAUUUGAAAAGAUAAUGCGCAAUCGCUUGCAUUACUGCUUAUCACCUUCUGCGAAAAGAGGUCAAGUUAACCUUACUUGUUAUCGCUCUCUGUCAAUAAUACUGACGAUUUGUCGGCGGCGCAUGUUAAUCAUCCUAAAAUAUGGCUAACGCUCGCCACACACUUUUUAAUUUUCGAGUUGUCAUAAAAACUUUUCAUGACUCUUAUUAUUAUUUGUAGGUUGUAGGGUUGCACGACGCUUGGGAUGACAGGUAGAGGGCUACAUAUGAAGUGUUCCAAUUACAAUACGAGGUCAGCGUCUGAGUCAGAGGGUAACGGAUUCAUUUGCAUGUUCGUCUAGAAACCGAGGCGUCUAUCUGUAGUAGGCUUCGGAGCCGGGGUGAUGGAUGAGUGUCGUCAGUGCUCCGGAGGGACGCGCGUGGGCGGUGUCAUGACAGCCAAAAUCUGCACUUUCCUACCGACUUUCUCUCUCGGAGGUGCGAAAGGUGUAGGGGCUCGAUGGUUAUUCGGUAGCUGGCGCCGCAUAAGUGUACGCGCUCUAAUCGCGCGGCAACAACGGUCGGAUCGGUUCACGCGGUGCAUUGCGUCUUCGAUAUUCAAAGCACCUGCAUGCGGUUUCCGAGUGCGAACUUAUAAAGUGGUGCGCGAGAGUGGAGGAUCAGUUGGCUGAAGUGCAAUGCCAGUGCGGCAUGGCGAUGAAAGUGCACCUGGUGACCGCGGCGCUGCUGCUGGUGCUGCGCGCGCGCGCUUCUGCCCCUGCGCAUUUUCCGGACCUACUAGAACUACCGAGCUGGUGGCUGGGCGAGGGCGCCGAGCAGGCUACCGACGUGCAAGUGGUGUAUCUGCCGGCGCUGCUGCCUCGCGAGGCUCAGCAGUCAAACGGCGGUAGCGACGAUGUGCCCGUUCCGUACAGCUUCGAUGCCUUCGGUCGGAGUUUCUCUCUACGCCUGGUCCCGAACCGGCGGCUAGUGGCGCGCGCAUUUGGCGUCUGGUCGGAGCGCGGACGCGACGCGCCGCUUUCAGCGUUGGACGCUUCGUGCCAUUUUCAGCACGCCGGCGUCGACGCCGUCGCCGCGUUCUCCGCCUGCAAGGAUCAUGCAUUGCACGGCCUGAUCGUCGUAGACAACUCAACAUACGAGGUCCGGCCGCUGCCCGCGGGCGCGGGGCGGGCGGCGGACGGCGGGCGCGCCGCGCACAUGAUCCGCCGCGCGCCGCCGCCGCGCGCGCCGCGCGACGACGCCCGCACGCUGCGUCCGCGCCCGCGCCGCCCCCGCGCGCCCUACCCGCACAAGCCGCCCCCGUCCAGCUACACUAUCGAGAUCGCCCUGUUCCUGGAUGAGGCAGCCUACAAAACUUUCAACCCGUACUUUAAUUACAAGGAGACUGAACUGAGGGAUAUGCUAUUGGCGUAUAUUAAUGGAGUGCAAGCGCUCUACCAGCAUUGGUCCCUCGGCACACACAUCCAGUUGUCCCUGGUGAGGCUCACGCUGCUCCGGGCGCAGCCAGCGGCACUGUCGCGGCACGCGGAGCGCGGCCGCCUGUUGGACUCCUUCUGCGCGUAUCAACGGUCCCUCAACGUUGAGGAUGACAAUGAUCCGGAUCAUUGGGAUAUGGCUUUACUUCUGUCAGGCUUGGACCUGUACUCCGAAGAAGGCGGUCGGCGCAACGGCGUGACGAUGGGCCUGGCGCCGGUCGGCGGCGUGUGCCUGCCCGCGCACGCCUGCGUCGUGGCCGAGUUCGGCGCGGCGGACAUGCUGGGCCGGCCCUACCCCUCCGCCGGCUUCACCUCCGUCUACAUCCUCGCGCAUGAGAUUGGACAUAACCUGGGCAUGCACCACGACGGCGCGGGCAACUCGUGUGCGCGCGACGGCUACAUCAUGUCGCCGUCGCGCGGCACGCACGGCGAAGCCACCUGGUCGCCCUGCAGCGCGCGUGUAGUCGCCGAUCUACAGUGGGCCACGUGUUUGCUGGACGGUCAGGACCCCGACGUAGAUGAUCUGGAGGACGAGCUGCGCCACGAGCGCUUCGGCGGUGCGCCGGGGCAAGUGUGGGGCGCUAAGAAGCAGUGCGAGGUGUUACUCCGCGACGCAGACGCAGCGCCGACGGCGGCGCUCGACGCCUCGCUGUGCGCGCAGCUGGCGUGCCGCACGCCGCACCGCGCCGGCUUUUACUACGCCGGCCCUGCGCUGCCUGGGACUCCCUGCGGACAUCGUAUGUGGUGUCAGGGAGGUGAAUGUGUAUCGUCAGGCGGUGCAGAAAUCACAACGAAAGCUCCCACCGUGGCAUCCAGUACCUCGAGCUACAACGGGAGCAACGCUAAUAGGCCCACCACAGCGUCCACAGCAGGAACCAGCAAUGGAGGCAGUGUUGGCGGUUGGGGCGCCUGGCAGGAGGGCGCGUGCCGCUCAGGCUGUACGCUGCGCUCUCGUGGCUUCCGCGAGCGUCGCCGCGCCUGCGCCUCCGGGAGCUGCGACGGCGUCGGGUAUGACGUCGUUAUAUGUGACGACUCCAAGGUCUGCGGUAAGAAGACGCGGGUGACGGCAAGCGAGCUGGCUGCCCGCAAGUGCUCGGAGUACGCGGCGGUGCUGCACAGCCUGGAUUCGCGCGGCGGCGGCCUGCAGGCACCCCACGACCCCACUCGCAUGUGGAUGGGGUGCGCGGUGUUCUGCCGGCGGGCGGCGGGCGGCGGCUUCUACGCACCGCGAGUCGAGCUCAACGACAAGGGCCUGGACCCGUACUUCCCCGACGGCACGUGGUGCCACCACGACGGCUCGCAGGAUUACUACUGUCUGCAGCACCACUGCUUGCCAGAGAACUUCAAGAUGAAUGCACAGUUUCACAUCUGGGAGCUUCCAAGCGAAGAUGUCGGCGGGGCGUUUAACGCGCGGGCGCGCAGCACCCCUGAGGACCCAGCGCUGGAGAGCUACUUAUCCUUGAACGAUGACGGUGUGCCCAUCACGCGCUCCGCUUUCCCCCCGCAACUUCCAGAUGAGCCUGAAUACCACUGGGAAGUCACGGACUACGUAGAUCUGCCAACAAACAAUGACACGCUAAAGUCAUGAUACUGACAUCGCCUCGCACGCUUGAAAGGACCCUGAUACUAUAACUAAUUGGCCUGCCCGUUAUUUUGUAUUGAUAAGCCCCGAUAUCUUGCCCAAGUAAGAAUAAGUUAGUUUUCGAUUGCGAUGGGUUAAGUACCUCAUUUAGAUAAUUAGUGUAUUUUUAUCAUAAUUUACUAGUAAUAUAAACUUCUAUUACUUAUACGAUUAGCAAUGAAAUGUGAGUUUGCAUUUAUUAGUUUUAAAAUUUGCAGUAUUAGUAGGUAAAUUAAUGUAUUCACUAAUAUUAUUUUUAAAUAAGUAGGUAUUUUUACUCGAAUGCUAGUCCCUUCACUUACCAUAUAAAAUAUUAUUUAUUGUACUUAAAAAAGUAUUGCUAAUGUGUAUGACAAAAUUAUGUGUUUUUGUUUUUGUUUUUAAUAUCGACCUAACCCGAGUCUCUUGAAGAGUCAAAUAUUUGUGAAGUUCAAAGUACCAUUCAUAAAGACAACCAAAAACCUCUUAAUGGUCACUUGGCAUAUGUAUAAAAGAAGAUUAAAGGAUAUUACUACUCCAUUGUACAGGUAUUAUGGUUCGUUAAAUAAAUCGUUACCAGACAUAGAUACGUAAGCGA
Cydia pomonella (codling moth) is the source of this 4540-nucleotide messenger RNA. Its product is annotated as A disintegrin and metalloproteinase with thrombospondin motifs adt-2-like. Gene Ontology annotation, biological process: proteolysis. The coding region runs from base 1558 to 3930 and encodes 790 amino acids. The transcript is spliced from 14 exons. The record is from RefSeq and is a predicted model, not a curated record. Gene Ontology annotation, molecular function: metalloendopeptidase activity. NCBI's taxonomy places the organism in Eukaryota, Metazoa, Arthropoda, Insecta, Lepidoptera, Tortricidae.